AUGACAGGCGAAAUAGCCAUGGACAACGGAUCUUUUAUCCUUCCUGUUCUUGAACAUAGCAUCAUGUCAUAUACAACUUAUUUUGGCUUCUACAGCAUAGAUGGUAAAUCGUUCAUUCUCUCUAUUGUGAUUGAUGGACCCCAAGCUCCAGUGAUCUGGUCUGCCAACCCUGACGAUGCUGUAAACAGUGGCGCCAUCUUAAACUUCACCAGAGAAGGGAGCUUGCUCCUUCAGAAUGACGAUGGUACCACGGUGUGGUCCACCGCCACAAACAGCAAGUCAGUUGCAGGUAUGGUCCUCGACGUGUACGGGAACCUAGUGAUCUUCGAUCAGGAUAACACCUCUGUCUGGCAGUCGUUUGACCACCCAACUGAUACCUUGGUAAUCGGGCAGUCACUUUGCAUGGGAAUGAACCUCAGUAUCAGAACCUCAUACACAAAAUGGUCAUCUGCCAGGAUUUAUUUUUCUGCAGAGUGGAAUGGGCUGCAGUACUCUUUCAAACCAGCAGCCUUUACAAAGUUGUUUGAAUCUGGUACUACACAAUCAACUUGUUAUGCAUUUGCCAAUGAGGAUUCAUCAAAUCAUUUUUCAGCAUUUCUCAAGAUAGAAGGCAAUCAGUCAGAUAAAAGGAGGAUCAGUAUUGUUGUGGGCUCAAUUGCAGGAUUUUGUCUAAUAUCUAUCUUAGUUUGUGCAGUGGUAUGGAAAAACUGCAAGAAAGACGAGGAACCACUCUUUGAUGGCAUACCCGGGAUACCAAAACGUUUCUCCUUUGAUGAGUUAAAAGUUGCUACAAGCCACUUCUCUAUAAAGCUUGGUGCUGGUGGCUUUGGGUCUGUAUUCAAAGGUAAGAUAGGAAAGGAAACUAUCGCUGUCAAACGCUUGGAGGGUGUCGAGCAAGGAAUGGAAGAGUUCUUAGCAGAGGUCAAAACAAUUGGUCGAAUCCAUCACUUCAAUCUCGUAAGGGACCAGAGCAAAGUUAUGACUCGAAUGCGAGGAACACGUGGAUACCUAGCACCUGAAUGGCUGGGCUCAAAAAUCACAGAGAAGGCUGACAUUUACAGCUUCGGGAUUGUGAUGAUCGAAAUAAUUUGUGGCCGAGAAAAUUUGGACGAAUCACAGCCCGAUGAGAGCAUCCAUUUGAUAAGCCUGCUUCAAGAGAAGGCAAGGUCUGGUCAGUUGUCUGAUUUGGUGGACAGUAGCAGCAAUGACAUGAAAUUCCAUUUGGAGGAGGUCGUGGAAGCGAUGAAGGUUGCAAUGUGGUGCUUGCAGGUUGAUAGCAGCAGAAGGCCCUUGCUGUCAACAGUGGCCAAGGUGUUGGAAGGAGUGAUGAGCAUGGAAACCACACCUGACUGCACUUUUGUCCCUAGUUUUGCAUCAAACAAAACCAAUUUGGCGGGAUCAACUUCUUCCUAUGUGCCAUCUGAGUCACAUUUAUCCGGGCCUAGGUGA
Miscanthus lutarioriparius is the source of this 1449-nucleotide messenger RNA. NCBI's taxonomy places the organism in Eukaryota, Viridiplantae, Streptophyta, Magnoliopsida, Poales, Poaceae. The record is from the annotation of a GenBank genome assembly.